This is a messenger RNA of Psylliodes chrysocephalus, 903 nucleotides long. The record is from the annotation of a GenBank genome assembly. Lineage: Eukaryota; Metazoa; Arthropoda; Insecta; Coleoptera; Chrysomelidae.
AUGGAUAUAUUACCAAGCGUUGACAUCUUCAGGGAGCUACAAGACAUCCACGAUACUGGAUAUUUUUCAGCUAGACCUUCUCUGGAUGAUCAUUGGCAACAGACAUGUUACGAAAUGGAAAGGUACCUGAAGGACGAACCCAAAAUGAAGUCCUACAAAAAACUUCCUUCGGAUGUGGAACGAACGUGGUACGGCUACGACUAUAAUGACAACCAUUUUGACGCUUUUAGUACGGCCAGUUCGCCCAUGUCAUGGGAUGGUGCCCUAUCGUGCGCCAUAUUGGUCAAGCAAGAGCCCAUCGACGAUGAGGAAGAAGAAGACGACGACGAAGACAGCGACGUGCAGUUGCGAUUGUCGUCGCGAAACCCCGCCACCCUAACUCCUCCCUCUAGUCCGGAAUCGGGCCAGGGGGGGCUCAGCAACGAAAGCUCGAGCGCGAGUGACUUGGACGUUUGCGGACUGCGCAUCUCGAACCGGAACACGAUCGUUCGGGUUCGGGCUUCCGGUCUGACGCGCUACAUCUCGGUGGUGCCCUCUAGGCCGCCAACGGUUAGUAAUAGUAAUUCUAGUGGUAGUAUAACGACGUCUUCGACGCCGCAAAAGCAUCAUUCCCGUUUGGACCAUUCGCCCGAUUCCAAAAGGCGGAUACACAAGUGCCAAUUCCUCGGAUGUAAGAAAGUUUAUACCAAGAGCUCGCAUUUGAAGGCGCAUCAAAGAACGCAUACCGGCGAGAAGCCCUACAAAUGCUCGUGGGACGGUUGCGAAUGGAGAUUCGCGAGGUCCGACGAACUCACCCGCCAUUACCGCAAACACACGGGCGCCAAACCGUUCAAGUGCCGCCAUUGUGACCGAUGCUUUAGUCGUUCCGAUCACUUGGCGCUACACAUGAAGCGGCACACCUAG